Messenger RNA from Ipomoea nil (Japanese morning glory), 492 nucleotides. RefSeq lists its product as uncharacterized. Lineage: Eukaryota; Viridiplantae; Streptophyta; Magnoliopsida; Solanales; Convolvulaceae. The transcript has a single exon. Bases 1 to 492 code for a protein of 163 amino acids. The record is from RefSeq and is a predicted model, not a curated record.
AUGCUACGUUCUCUAGCAGGGCUUUCCUCCUUGCCUUGGGUCAUCAUGGGCGAUUUUAGCGAUCUUCUACAUCAUUAUGAGAAACGGGAUCUUGUUCCACAUUCUGACUGGUUAAUAACAGGGUUCAGAAAUGCGGUGGCUGACUCUGGCCUCCAAGAUUUUCCUUUUACGGGACCCCAGUUCACAUGGGAGAGGUUUAGGGGUACUGCAGAUAUGGUUGAGGAAAAAUUGGAUCGAAUUCUUACAUCUGAUUCUUGGACUUCUCUCUUUGACGGAGCCACUGCGUGUUCUUUUAUUACUCCAUACAGUGACCAUAUACCUCUGUUACUUAUCCCAGUAAUGGUCACGCAAGAAUGUAGAAGGUGCCGUUUCUGUUUUGAUAAUGUUUGGCUAAGAGAGGAUAAAUGCCGAGAGAUUAUUGCUCAAAGUUGGGAUCGUACAGUAGGGAUGGAUGUGCUACGACGUAUAGAAGCAUGCAGCUACGACGUAUAG